Molecule: messenger RNA, 1065 nt
Organism: Aureobasidium musti
Lineage: Eukaryota; Fungi; Ascomycota; Dothideomycetes; Dothideales; Saccotheciaceae
Source: the annotation of a GenBank genome assembly
AUGUCGCUUCUAGACAGGAUCGAAGCCCUACCCACAGAGCUCGUACACAAGAUCUUUGAGCACUACUGGAAUUUCUCCACAGACAAAGUCCUGUAUCAGCUAAAGAUGGAACCAAGAGAAGCCUUUUCGAUAGCAACAAGAAGGGAACCCCUGAACAUCGGUCGUACAACAAAUCGCGAUCAUAUUUCUCCGUACGACGACGGGCGGGUCGACAGCAAUGGUGAAGAAAACCAAAUUCUCAUGGCUGUGACCUUUGCAACGAUCGAGCAGAUCCUAGCCCUGAAGAAAAAUCGCCCACAUGUCCAGCAAUUCAAUCUGAGUGCUCUAACAUACACUCUGCUAUUGCCAAACCACCCCAAGAUUCGCUUAAAUUCGCUCCUUGCAUUACUCAACCGCGGUCCUGCAAAAGCAGCUGAAGAUGUCACGACUCUCUCGCGUACCCUCGACACUUCAAGAAUCGAUUACAGCGAGAGAAGACAGCCAUCGCAGAUGCCAGUUUCUACUCGUCUCAGCGAGCAAAGUCUACACUUCAAGACAGCCAACGAUGCCGAACUCUUUNUCCACGCAGAUAUGUCUCGUGCCUUGCUUAUAAGGUCAUUCUCCUUUGGUUAUUGUAGAGAUCUGGGCUGGAUCCGCGGACUCGACAACCUGCAUUUUCUUUUCUGGAGCACAGGUGGACUUGGAUAUUGUGCAGAUGAGAUCUAUAUCAUCGCAUACACCAAGCCAUAUAUAUUUGGCGAGAGCAGCCAGGACAGUCCACUGCUGUCUUUCGUCAUUCGCUCAACAGAAUAUGCUUCCAUCAAUCGUACCUACGAUCACGACCUUCAUCGCUCCAUAUAUCCUCUCGAAAAGCUCGGUCUCAACACUUUGGAAGAAAUGUCAAAAGAGCAACUGAUAGCCUUCCGCCAGACUAAUUUGAGAAAACACCUUAUCGAAUGGCCUCCAAAGUACGUCUCAUACAAAGCGGAGGAUCAAAAUCGUCUCAAAAUCUAUAUGGACAGAAUCUCCAGUGUCAAUGGCAUAUGCGAAUUCUGGGAGAACCCGAACUGCGAAGACCCAGUGUGA